Cuscuta europaea is the source of this 1103-nucleotide messenger RNA. The record is from the annotation of a GenBank genome assembly. NCBI's taxonomy places the organism in Eukaryota, Viridiplantae, Streptophyta, Magnoliopsida, Solanales, Convolvulaceae.
CAUAAAUCAAAUCCAUAUUAUUCCUUGUAUAAUAAUGUGUAUAUAUAGCCAUCAAACCUCCACUCAUUCCCACAACUACUACGCAGCUAUACAUACACAAUACACCUCAUCUUCUUCAUCAUCAUCAAGAACCUCCACUUCUUAAUUACUUCAUUAUCUAAAAAUACAUAUAUAUCUCCUCAUCCUCAUCCUCAUCGAUCUAUAUAUCUGAAUCUACGCAAUUACUUGCUCGAGCUGAGAUCAGAAAAGGAAAUGGGGAUUAGCAGGAAAUCGAAGAAGCUGACAUCCCAAACCGCAAUGAUAAAGCAGAUUCUGAAGAAACUGGGGAAGAGAGACGGGUACGAUGAAGAAGGGCUUCCGAUGGAUGUCCCAAAGGGACAUUUCGCGGUCUACGUUGGAGAGAACCGGACGAGGUACAUUGUUCCCAUCUCCUUCUUGGGCCAGCCCGAGUUCCAGAUCCUCCUUCAACGGGCCGAGGAAGAGUUCGGGUUUGACCACGACAUGGGGUUGACCAUUCCUUGCGACGAAUACGUCUUCGAAAGUCUUACUUCCGCUCUCAUCAUUAGGUAGUUUAAUUAGUUUAAUUGAUUGAUUAAUUGCCUAAGCUGAGACGGUUAGCCACAUCAGCAGCCAGCUGGCUUAGAAGCGGCAUGAGCAUGGAUGAAGUAUAGAAGGUCCAGCUGUACGUACAAGCACUUACAGCACCGUACGCCGUCGAGAUUUAUUAAUUAUGGCUAGAGAGGGCUUUAUUGUGAUCUAACUUAAUUAAAGCGGGUCGGGUCGGGUCGGAGAAGGAUGGAUUAAUGGAGAUUACUAUGGUCUUUGAUUGAUUAAUUGUUGCAAAUUAAAGCUUAGAAUCUCCUUGCAGUGGUGGGUGGUUGUAACUAUAUGUGCCCUGCUAGGGCCGAUUGAGCGGGAGAUUAUUUAAUCGUUGGAAUUGUGUAUUUUAUAAAGUCUAAUAAAAUUGAAUUCUAGUUUAGUUUUUGUGGUGGAGUUUGUUGAUAAAUUAAAUAUUGUUGGGUGUUACGGUUGUACCUUUUCGUUUUAAUUGAUGGUCUUGACUGGUCGAUUUCAAUUACAUUAAAUGAACUUCAAUGUCUUAU